ACUCUCUCUCUCUCUGUUCUAGAAGUCUAGAAUCAUCUGCUUUUCAAUUUCCUCCACAGAUCUCUCGUCGAACUGUAACAUAUUUUUUUGGCUCGUCUCUUCAGCCAUCGGCUGCCAUUCUCUAUCGUCCACCCCUCUUCAUUUCUGCUUCGCCCAAGCCUGCGCGGAUCCGUUCGCCGCCGAUGAUUCUGAAGCCUUGAUGAAUCCUCACAUAGGGCUCUCUUUCUUCAUGGGCCAACCGCCUUACGAUGCCUGAACUGCGUAGCAGAGCGCGCAGGAACUGGGCAUUACAUAACCCAAUCCCUAAGCCGAUUACCAAACCCCAUCAGCCCACGGUAAGAACUCGUCAGAGGAGGAGAACCAACGUGCAGAACAGGGAGAAUCCGCAGCAGAAGAACACGAUCGGGGUUGAAGAAACUAAUUAUAUUGUGAGCAAGGACGUUGGCGCCAUUCCUGAAAGGAGGACGUUGGGAGAUAAGGAAGGGAAAGAACAGGGACAAGCGCCAGACGCAAAGCUUAGGGUUUUGAGAGAGAACGUUGGGGAUAAAGCCAUGGAUGAUUAUGAGAGUGGUGGCCAUAGUCCCGAUAAGGCUCCGGCUGCCGAAGACGAGGGCUGCACCGCUCCGUUACCAGAGAAGGUCCAGGUUGGUGGUUCACCAGUAUAUAGAAUUGAUAGAAAAUUGGGAAAAGGAGGAUUUGGACAAGUCUAUGUUGGCAGGCGUGUUGUUGCAACAAAUCCCAUUGAACUGACUGGUCCUGGAGCUGUGGAGGUGGCCUUAAAGUUUGAGCAUAGAAGCAGUAAAGGCUGCAACUAUGGACCACCAUACGAGUGGCAGGUUUACAAUGUGUUGGGAGGUAGUCACGGUGUUCCGCGAGUUCAUUAUAAGGGGAGGCAAGGUGAUUACUAUGUCAUGGUAAUGGAUAUGCUUGGCCCUAGUCUAUGGGACGUGUGGAAUAACAACUCUCAUGCGAUGUCUAUAGAAAUGGUAGCUUGUAUUGCCAUUGAGGCAAUAUCCAUAUUAGAGAAGAUGCAUUCUAGAGGCUAUGUUCACGGUGAUGUAAAACCUGAGAACUUCUUGCUUGGCUCCCCUGGAACUACUGAUGAGAAGAAGCUGUUUCUUGUCGAUCUGGGACUUGCUACCAGAUGGCGCGAUAGUUCAACAGGCCUUCAUGUUGAGUAUGAUCAACGCCCAGAUGUAUUUAGGGGGACAGUACGAUAUGCUAGUGUGCAUGCUCAUCUUGGUAGAACUGGCAGCAGAAGAGAUGAUUUGGAAUCUCUUGCUUAUACACUGAUCUUCCUACUUCGUGGUCGGCUUCCGUGGCAAGGAUAUCAGGGAGAUAACAAAGGAUUCCUUGUCUGCAAGAAGAAGAUGGCCACAUCCCCAGAAACUUUGUGCUGUUUUUGUCCUCAACCCUUUCGACAGUUUGUUGAGUAUGUUGUGAAUUUGAAGUUUGAUGAAGAACCAAAUUAUGCAAAGUACAUCUCCCUUUUUGAUGGAAUUGUUGGCCCGAAUCCGGACAUCAGGCCAAUAAAUACUGAGGGCGCUCAGAAGCUUAUAUGUCAGGUUGGUCAUAAGAGAGGACGAUUGACCAUAGAAGAUGACGACGAUGAACAACCUAAGAAGAAGGUCAGAAUGGGAAUGCCAGCAACUCAAUGGAUCAGUGUUUACAAUGCUCGUCGACCAAUGAAGCAAAGGUAUCAUUACAAUGUGGCAGACAUGCGCCUGUCUCAACACAUUGAGAAAGGAAAUGAGGAUGGGUUAUUUAUAAGCAGCGUGGCUUCUUGUUCUAAUCUUUGGGCACUUAUUAUGGAUGCUGGCACUGGUUUCUCUUCACAAGUUUAUGAACUCUCACCGUAUUUUCUUCAUAAGGAUUGGAUUAUGGAACAAUGGGAAAAAAAUUAUUACAUCAGUGCUAUAGCAGGGGCUAAUAAUGGAAGCUCAUUGGUUGUAAUGUCUAAAGGGACCCAGUACGUGCAGCAGUCCUAUAAAGUGAGUGAUUCAUUUCCAUUCAAGUGGAUUAAUAAAAAAUGGAGAGAGGGCUUUUACGUCACUGCCAUGGCAACUGCUGGAAGUAGAUGGGCUAUUGUCAUGUCCCGUGGUGCAGGAUUUUCAGAUCAGGUUGUGGAACUUGAUUUCCUGUAUCCCAGUGAAGGUAUUCAUCGGAGGUGGGAUGGUGGUUACCGAAUCACAUCUACUGCUGCAACAUGGGACCAAGCUGCUUUUGUUCUGAGCGUCCCAAGAAGAAAACCAGCUGAUGAAACUCAAGAGACGCUUCGCACAUCUGCUUUCCCUAGUACUCAUGUUAAGGAAAAGUGGGCCAAAAACUUGUACAUAGCAUCUAUUUGUUAUGGGAGAACAGUUUCAUGAGCUGCUGAAGGUCUGCAGAGAUUCUAGUUGAUGUCGAUUGGCCUCUUACAGCCAAAUGUGAUCCGAAGAUUUGCUCUGACAGUUUUGAACAAAUGCCGUUCAGCAUUGAUGUAUGCUAAACCUCUCUUUAUGGUCGCCAUCACAUAUCAUUUGAUACAAUAGCUGUUCACUGUUAUGAGCUAAAUUAAAUCUUUCAUUUCCAUUGGGAUGAGUCUUGGUUAAAAAAAAAAAUGUAUAGAUGUGAACGAUAAUUACUUUGUUGAAGGCAUUUUCACAGUCCAGGUUUUUAAUUAUUGAAGGCAUUUUGCAAAAAUGCACCUGAUUUUCCAGUGAAAGCUGGCCACUUUUAGCUGUUUAGGCUUGUACGUAGAUCCUUUUGUCCCUUCCUCUUGACUUAAAGCUGCUGCUAGCCUCAUGUCUGAAUUUGACCUUAUGACAGAAAGUUGUGUACUCUGGCCACAGUUUGUAAUUGAUUAUUAUGAUCACUAUAUUAUUAUUUUGUCAUCAACUACGAUUGUAGUUUAUAGUCAGUAACUUUCUCUUGGAGAAUUUGUAUUUGGCGGUUCAUCUGAUGAAAUGUUAGUGAUGUUAAUUUGAUUGAAACAAAGGUUAUGGGUGGUUUAUUCUGAAUUUCAUCCAAAAUUAUGCCGACCUCUCCUCUUUAGUUGCAGUUCAGCUGUGAUGUUGAGCAUCAAACUUGACCAAGCUUUUCUGGUCCCGGUCUGUUUUCUAUUACAUUUAUCUUGACUAUUUCAGUUUUGGAAGGUCAAGGUAUGUACAUGGUUACAUCUAUAUAAGCUUCUGGGUGUCUCAGAAAAGGAGCUAUGUAAGCAUCUGCAUAUGUUCUAGCUGUGACAAAUGAUAGCCGUCUUUCUGCUUCCUGUUUGACUGACAAUGUCACCCCACUGCUCUAACCACUUUGUGCUUCCAGUAUCAAAAUCUUCAAUGUCUCUUGGCCUGUCAGUCUGCGUGGCUGGGUGCUUAUUUUGUCCGACUCUUACUGCCAUCGAACUUGGCAAUUUGCAGCUUUGAUAAUAAGUUGGCUAUCUGGGAGGUCCUAUUAAGGUGACAAAAAUACUUGGAUAGCUGUAUUUGUUUUUAUCACCUGAGUUUACUUGAAAUCUGAAGCAGAUAUGCCCAUGAAUGUUCGAUCAUUUGGCCUGAUGGCACCUUUCUUCUGCUCCUGACAUUGGGAAAUUAUGGCUCUUAUGGCGCUUCACAAUUUUCUCUUUAAGUUCUAUGCCUGUCAUAAUUUGCAGAUUUAUUCAUGCUGGUUCGAAACCUCAAUGAUGCUGGACCAACACUUUUGGAGCAUUUUAAUCCAUGUGAUUAUUGCCCCUUCUCAAACAGUUUUGAGAUUUUUUCCCGUUUUAAAACAAGUGGGAGAGAGGAAAAAAAGGUGGGGGAUUGUAACAGCGAGUCUGAAACAAGUUGAGACUAAUUGUCAAAAAUGCCAAGGAAAUUAAACAAAGCUAGCUGUAAGCUAGCAACAUUUGGCUUCAA
This is a messenger RNA of Neltuma alba, 3872 nucleotides long. Its product is annotated as casein kinase 1-like protein HD16. Gene Ontology annotation, biological process: protein phosphorylation. Lineage: Eukaryota; Viridiplantae; Streptophyta; Magnoliopsida; Fabales; Fabaceae. Bases 249 to 2369 code for a protein of 706 amino acids. Gene Ontology annotation, molecular function: protein kinase activity; ATP binding. The transcript is spliced from 19 exons. The record is from RefSeq and is a predicted model, not a curated record.